Messenger RNA from Exophiala viscosa, 2054 nucleotides. RefSeq lists its product as uncharacterized. The transcript has 2 exons. The record is from RefSeq and is a predicted model, not a curated record. The coding region runs from base 92 to 1942 and encodes 616 amino acids. Lineage: Eukaryota; Fungi; Ascomycota; Eurotiomycetes; Chaetothyriales; Herpotrichiellaceae.
AUGGGCAUAUUAUGUCGAGUACAAUCCAUCGACCCUUACGACCAUUGCUUCUUGGACCAGCCGGAUUCUGCCGUGGUGUGCGUCUUCCAUCAUGGCCCUCGUUGCGUUCUAUGCAGCCAGGAAUAUUGUCUUGAAGAGCCACCGAGGUGAUGGCUCAGACUUACCUAAUCCAAAACAGCUCACGAUCCUGAUCGACGUCUUGAAGGGAUCUGGCUGGGGUCCCGUGAAAGACACAGUCUUGCAUCGGUAUCGAACGAGAGAGCCACUGGUAGCACCCUUGCCGGCAUCGACCAUGGUCCUCUUCGCCAUCACUCUACUUGGGAUCAUCAUUCCCAUCCUUGACAGCUGGUUCGGCGUAGCAACGACGGCUCCCGUCGUGACGCAGCUCUACCCUCGAUCCUCUGAACACUCGUUCGGGAGGGCGCUGUCCAGCGCGUAUUGUCCAAGCGGCCCGAAAGCGGGCAACUCGUGCUUACGCUCACCUUAUAACGAAAUAUUCUGGCCUUGUAGCGUUUUGAACUAUUGGUGCUAUCCUGUGGCUACCCUCUAUGGCCUUGGCGAAGCAUCCAAGACCGCUCAGGGCGUCUCGACGCUCAACAAAGUCUGGAAUUAUACCGAUAGCUCAGGGACCACUUACUAUUACUUGGGUAGCCCGAGUCAGAGUGCAGUCAUUGACUAUAAGGCCCACACCAUUGCCACCAGGACGCAGUGUGCCCCCAUCACGAAAGAAUGCUACGAUACUGACUACGAGGACACCGGGUAUGGCUCCGAGUUCUUCAACUGCACCUCUGACUUUCGUGGCUCGAUAUACAGUAGCAUCCUGCAAGACACCUCGAUGGAUGUGUUUCCAAACGUCGGCAUCGCGUUCUCACAAAACCCUCAGCUGAGCGUCGCAGGGGACUUGGUUUACGGACCCAAUGCUGAUCUCCAAGCAGAGAGGAGCAACUACUCAUUCCCCGAGAUAUAUUCGACAAAUCCUCUAUAUUUUGGUGCUUGGGCGGCAGGUUACCCCGUUGCCGAUCCUUCGACUGUGCAGAAUAACCCUUUUGGCAGCGACGACACAGGCGUGUACUGGGUCGAGACGAUUGGCGAUCCUGGUGGCGCCAUCUGGCAACUCAACUGCUCCACCACGGUCUACGAGGUUAGCUACACGUGGAUCGACGGCGCCGUGCACACGUUCAACGUCUCUGAAGCCGCUGCCGACAUGGCGGCCCUCCUAGGCGCACCGUUCGGGUACGCCGCGAAUCUGAGCAGCGUGGGGUUUGCAUUGGCCUCUGCGGCCGAGAUCGCCUCCACGGUCAACACUUCCGUCGGUCUCGCGGCCGCAUUUGCGCAUCAGAUGGACAAAAAUCUCUUGGCGUAUAGCGUCGGCGUGCUGGACCCGGCCCUGAACUUGCUUGAGCAAGGUCGCAACUCGACGUUACGCGUGGCUCGCGUGCCAAUCGUGCCGCUGUAUCUUCUCUUAGCCACCAAAGCCAUAUUCGUGAUUGUGGUGCUAGUCCUCGCGAUCGGGGUCUAUUGUUUUAGUCAUCCGAGCGAGACAGAAGCAGUGCGCGCUGCCCUCAGUGCAAAGGGCCUGGCCGAAGCCCACUUCCAGUCCCCGGGAGUCAUGCAGGCCAACGUCGUGAAGGAGGUCCAGAGCCGUCUCGCGACCGUCAGGGAUGACGGUCCGGCGCCUCAUGACUCCGUGGUUAAGGAGAGCGACGACCUUACCUCCCAGCCCAGGCUCCGGCACGCCGCUACAGCACCUGUCCAGGGUACGGCACCGGUGCAGGAAGCUAAAGUGGGCCUGCUACCAACCCUGGACGGCAAGUGGCAAUUUGUCAUGGUCGCGAAUGGCGUGUGGAAUAGUAUCAAGCCUAUCGUCCAAAAUAUUGUGGUCUCGGAUGCCAGCGCUGGCGGACUGGGGGAUGUGGGACAGGUCAUUAAUGCGUGGAAGUGAGCUGAUACCCUCUAUAUGUGCACUGUAGAUGAAUAAACACGAACUUGAAUGAAUAAAGAUGCACCAUUCUCUUUCCGUCUUUUAUCAUAAGGGACUUCCCUACUGUCCUCCA